UAAUGAUUAACUGCCCUGCCAUCUGAUCUCAUCCUCCCUCUUCGGGGUGUUUGCGAUUUUUACCCUGCUCACCCACUCAGGGCUAAGACACCCCUGCAGAGAGCGAAGAGGAGGGAGCUGUCAGCUCCGCAAACGCCUGGGCCAUGCCUGCACCACUGGAGGAGUUCUGUGGCUCCGUUUUCUGGAACGCUUCCUUACUGGAUGUACCGCAGCCCGACCUGCCGCUCUGCUUUGAACAGACCGUGCUUGUUUGGAUCCCUCUGGGCUUUCUCUGGCUUUCAUCCCCUUGGCAGCUUCUUCCCAUGUUUAAACCCAGGACCAAGAAAUCAUCGCUAACCAAAAUCUACCUCACCAAGCAGGCGCUGACCACAUUGCUCUUACUGACAGCAAUGGCUGAACUGGCCUUCACGCUUGCAGAGGACUUUGGCCAGUACCCCCACCCGACUCCCGCCAGCAGGAACCCCGCUGUCCAAUACACAAACCCUGCUCUGUACACCGUGACAUGGAUCCUGGUUCUGCUGCUUCAUGACACUCAGCGCUUCCACACGCGCAGGGACUCCGGACCACUCUUCUUCUUCUGGAUUCUCUCCCUGCUCUGCGGGGUGUUCCCGCUCCAGACGCUGAUCCGGAAGGCACUGCCGGUGCCAUCAGUUAUCCCUGAGGGCUUUCCUCCCCCACAGGGCCUGGUUCCUGACCUGCCACGGUUCAGCCUCUUCUUCAUCUCCUAUGGGCUCCAGCUUCUCCUCUUGAUCAUCUCAGCUUUCUCGGAUGUCGCCCCAGAAACAGAGGAAAUGGCCAAGAAGAACCCAGAGGUCACAGCCUCCUUCCUGAGCUCCAUCACCUUUGGCUGGUACACCAGGAUGAUUCUGAAGGGUUAUCGCAAACCCCUGGAGAUGGAAGAUCUCUGGGACUUGAAAGAAAACGUGAAAACGCAGCAAAUCUUCAGCAGGUUUGACAGGAACAUGAGGGCCGAGGUGAGGAAGGCCCGUCGGGAGCUGGAGAGACGGCGCUGCAAGAGGAGCUUGCGCGAGGCAGCCCCAGACCACAGGAAUGGGCUCAGCAAGGCUCAGAGCCAAGACAUCCUGGUGCUGGAGGAGAAGCGGCCGAAGAGGAAGAAGAAGGAGGAUGUGAGUGGCCCCAGUGGGGAUUACCCCAAGGCCUGGCUGGCCAAGGUCCUGAUCAGAACCUUUGCGGGGAACCUCCUGAAAUCGGUGGCUUUCAAGCUGGUGCAUGACCUGCUGGUGUUUGCCAGCCCCCAGCUGCUGAGACUGCUGAUCUCCUUUGUUGCGGACCCCACGGUGUAUGCCUGGCAGGGCUACCUCUACGCCUUGCUACUGUUCGUAACCGCACUGGUCCAGUCCAUCUGCCUGCAGCAGUACUUUCAGCUCUGCUUCCUGCUGGGCAUGAGCGUGCGCACGGCACUCAUGGCCGCUGUCUACAAGAAGGCGCUCACUAUCUCCAACGCCACCCGCAAGGAAUACACCCAGGGUGAGACGGUGAACCUGAUGUCGGCCGAUGCCCAGAGGUUCAUGGAUCUGGCCAACUUCAUCCACCAGCUGUGGUCGGCGCCACUGCAGAUCGCCCUGUCCGUUGUCUUCCUGUGGUGGGAGCUGGGCCCCUCCGUCCUGGCAGGGAUCGGGGUCAUGGUGCUGCUCAUCCCCAUCAACGCUCUCCUGGCCACCAAGGCCAGAGCCAUUCAGAUGAAGAACAUGAAGAACAAGGAUCAGCGCAUGAAAAUAAUGAAUGAAAUCCUUAGUGGGAUCAAGAUCCUGAAGCUGUUUGCCUGGGAGCCUUCAUUUGAGCGACAGGUUGGGGAGAUCCGGGUGCGUGAGCUGAAGGGCUUGCUGCACUUUAGCUACCUUCAGGCCUUCUCCAUCUUCAUCUUCUCCUGUGCCCCGUUGCUGGUCUCUGUGGCCAGCUUCGCUGUCUACGUCAUGGUGGAUGAGAAGAACAUCCUAGAUGCACAGAAGGCAUUUACCUCCAUCUCCCUCUUCAACGUGCUGCGCUUCCCCAUGGCCAUGCUGCCCAUAGUCAUCUCCUCCUUGGUGCAGACCAGCGUGUCCACCGAGCGGCUGGAGCGGUACCUGGGGAGUGGCGACCUGGACCCCUCAGCCAUAAGACAUGACCCCAGUGUUGACUGUGCAAUGCAGUUCUCCGAGGCCUCCUUUGCCUGGGAUCAGGGUGCUGAGCCUGUGAUCAGAGAGGUCACUCUGGAUAUCAAGCCUGGGUGUCUGGUGGCUGUGGUCGGGGCUGUGGGCUCAGGGAAAUCCUCACUGGUGUCAGCCGUGCUAGGAGAGAUGGAGAACCUCAAGGGGCACAUUAACAUCCAGGGCUCUGUGGCCUACGUUCCCCAGCAGGCCUGGAUCCAGAACGCCACGCUGAAGGACAACAUUCUUUUUGGGUUAGAACUGGAUGAGGCUAGGUACCAGCGGGUUGUGGAGGCCUGUGCUCUCCUUCCAGACUUAAAGCUGCUGCCUGGAGGUGACCUCACGGAGAUUGGAGAGAAGGGCAUUAACCUGAGUGGGGGCCAGAAGCAGCGGGUCAGCCUGGCUAGGGCGGUGUACAGCAACGCAGAUAUCUACCUUCUGGACGACCCCCUGUCGGCCGUAGAUGCUCACGUGGGGAAGCACCUCUUUGACCAGGUGCUGGGUCCGGACGGGCUGCUGCAGGGCAAGACCCGGAUCCUGGUGACGCACAGUAUCAGUUUCCUGCCAAAGACGGAUGAGAUUGUAGUGCUGGUGGCCGGUGCCGUGUCUGAGCAGGGCUCCUACAGCACCUUGCUGGCUAACGGGGGGGCCUUCGCUCAGCUCCUGAGCAUGUAUGGAAGCCAGGAGGGUAGCACCCCCGAGGGGGAGGCCACAGUGGAAGCUGCAGAGGAGCAAGACGGCGAGGUCCCUGAGGCUAGCCCGGAGGAAGUGCCAGCCGACAUAGUGACCAUGACCCUGAAAAGAGAAGCCAGCAUCCAGCAGAGAGGAUUCAGCCGCAGCCUCAGCACCAGCAGCACCAAGUCCCUGCGAAAGGCCCUGCGAGCGAGUGAGGUGGGGCCCAAGGACAAGCAGCCUUCUGAGGAGGUGACAGGACAGAGGCUGAUUGAGAAGGAGGCCAUGGAAACAGGGAAGGUGAAGUUCUCCCUGUACCUGCGGUACCUGCGCGCCGUGGGCUGGGGAUUCUCCGCCUGGGUUUUCAUCACCUACGUUGCGCAAUACGCCGCCUACGUGGGGUCCAGCCUGUGGCUCAGUGACUGGACCGACGACUCGCUGCGGUACUGGAACAAGACCUACCCAACCUCUCAGCGGGACAUGCGGAUCGGGGUCUUCGGGGCGCUGGGCAUGGCGCAGGCUGCCUUCCUGAUGGCCGGAGCCCUCCUGGCUUCCCGCGGUGCCAUCCGGGCCUCCCGCGUGCUGCACCAGCAGCUGCUCAGCAAUAUCUUGCGAGUGCCCAUGAGCUUCUUCGACACGACCCCCAUGGGUCGCAUCAUCAACAGAUUUGCCAAGGACAUCUUUACCGUGGAUGAGACCAUCCCCAUGUCCUUCCGUAGCUGGCUGACCUGCUUUCUGGGCAUCAUCAGCACCCUGCUCAUGAUCUGCCUGGCCACCCCCUACUUCGCUCUCAUCAUCAUUCCCUUGGGCAUCUUCUAUUUUUUCCUGCUGCGCAUCUAUGUCUCCACGUCCCGCCAGCUGAGACGUCUGGAUUCCGUCACCAGGUCUCCCAUCUAUUCCCACUUCAGCGAGACAGUGUCAGGCCUGUCUGUGAUCAGGGCCUACGGACACCAGCCGCGGUUCCUGCAGCACAACGACCGGAUCAUGGACAUCAACCAGAAAAGUGUUUACUCCUGGAUUGUCUCGAAUAGGUGGCUUGCCAUCCGCCAGGAGUUUGUCGGGAACCUGGUGGUUUUCUUUGCGGCUCUUCUGGCUGUGAUUACAAGGGACUCUCUGGGGAGUGGCAUCGUUGGGCUCUCCAUCUCCUCAGCACUCAACAUAACCCAGACGCUGAACUGGCUGGUGCGGAUGACAUCGGAGCUGGAAACCAACAUUGUGGCAGUGGAGCGAGUUCAUGAGUACACGCAGGUGGAGAAUGAGGCUCCGUGGGUGACGGAGCAGCGACCACCCCCCGGCUGGCCUAGCAAAGGCGAGAUCCAGAUUACUGACUACCAAGUCCGGUACCGACCUGGGCUGGAGCUGGUUCUUCAUGGGCUCACCUGUGAUAUUGGGAGCACUGAAAAGGUCGGUGUUGUGGGCAGGACGGGGGCUGGGAAAUCCUCUCUCACCAACUGCCUAUUCCGGGUCCUGGAGGCUGCAGGAGGGAAGAUCGUGAUUGAUGGGGUGGACAUAUCGACCAUCGGCCUCCAUGACCUACGCCAGAGUCUCACCAUCAUCCCCCAGGACCCGGUGUUGUUCUCCGGGACUUUACGGAUGAAUCUGGACCCGUUUGACCAGUACUCGGAUGAGGAGAUCUGGAAAGCCCUGGAGCUGGCCCACCUGAAGACAUACGUGCUGGACCUACCUGAAAGACUGUCCCACCAAGUGAGCGAAGCAGGGGAGAACUUGAGCAUUGGGCAGCGGCAACUGCUGUGUCUGGCCCGAGCCCUGCUCCGCAAAUCCAAGAUCCUCGUCCUCGAUGAGGCAACAGCAGCUGUGGAUCUGGAAACAGAUCAUUUAAUCCAGACAACAAUCCAGAGCGAAUUUGCCAACUGCACUGUCCUCACCAUCGCCCACCGCCUGCACACCAUCAUGGACAGCAACAGGGUGAUGGUGCUGCAGGCGGGGCGCAUCGUGGAGUAUGACAGCCCUGAGCGGCUGCUCCAGCAGCAAGGCCUUUUCUCUGCCAUGGCGAAGGACGCCGGUAUCGUGAGCGCUCAAGCCACGGUGCUGUAGGACAGCUGGAGCUGACAGGGUGAGCACCCUGCCUAACCCUAGAGCACCCAUCUCCGGAGUCAGAACCUAGGGCAGGGCCCACCGCAAACUGGGACGGACAAACGGCGGAUUGCCAGAACCUGUUUCCUGUUGCCUCUGUGUGCCUGGCAGCUCCGAGCAGCAGGACCUGCCCAGGACUUCACUCCUCUUCACCUGGGACUUUAAAGGAGAGAGUGAAGCCACGCGGCUCUGAGUCCCUUGAAGAGGGGGCUUUGGGGCUAGGCUAGGACUUACCUCACUGCAGGCAGCAGCUCUGAACCUGCUGCUGCCAUACCCAGGGGACAGAUCCAAACCCCGCUAUGGGGGGUAGCUUCAGUGCAGACGUGCGCAGGCCAGACCCCACGUGCACUUGGGCAGCAGCUCUAACAGACCCCCAGGGGGUGACUAUGACCCGACAUGCAGUGUGGGAGUAGCUUGGCUGACCAAGGGGGUAUUUUUACAAUCAUUUUACUUAUUGGUCCUUAUUCUCAAGGCACUCACUAGCAUAGGCCCAGCAUAGCUGAAAGAGUAACUAAAGCUCCAGCCUGAAGACCAUGGUUGACAGUAAUGCUCCUCUAGCAGAGUGGAGCUCUCUACCGCAAGGGCAAAGUUGGGCAGGAGACAGCUGCCUCAGGAGCCAGUCCAGGGCUCGAACCAU
Molecule: messenger RNA, 5550 nt
Organism: Chelonia mydas (Green sea turtle)
Lineage: Eukaryota; Metazoa; Chordata; Testudines; Cheloniidae
Gene: ABCC2
Product: ATP binding cassette subfamily C member 2
Exons: 32
Coding region: 144-4874 (1576 amino acids)
Biological process (GO): transmembrane transport
Cellular component (GO): apical plasma membrane
Molecular function (GO): ATP binding; ABC-type transporter activity; ATP hydrolysis activity
Source: RefSeq, a predicted model, not a curated record